Molecule: messenger RNA, 1368 nt
Organism: Blepharisma stoltei
Lineage: Eukaryota; Ciliophora; Heterotrichea; Heterotrichida; Blepharismidae
Source: the annotation of a GenBank genome assembly
AUGAGUGAGCUUAUGCCAAACCUUGGCUGUGAGGUAGGAUGUGCGAAGGAAGAGUUUUUUACUCCUGCCAAACUGUCAUAUGAUGGAAAUAAGGUGAUAACUAGUGUGAAUGGGGAAAUCAAGACUUUCAAAAUUCCUAACUCCCCCCCCCCCUCCGUGAGCGAACAAAAAAAUUUUGUUCGCUCACGGAGGGGGGUUAAUUUUUUUUUUUAAAAAAAAUUUAUAUAUAAAUUUUAUAAAAAAUAUUUUUUUCGAAAUUUAAAAAAAUCCUAAUUUGCAAAAAUUGGGAAGCAAAUAUUAAUUUAAUUUGCAAAAUUUAUGUUUUUUUAAAACGCAAUUUGUUUAAAAUUAAACAGAAAUUAGCUCUAGAUUUCAUUAUACUAAUUAUCACUUAUAUAUCCAAAUUUUUUUCCAUAAAAAUUUUUUCUAUUAAAAAAAUUUUUGUUCACUCACGGAGGGUGGGUUUUUGGUCAAAAAAUGGCGAUUUUUCUAAUGGUUUUGUUCGCUCACAGGGGGGGGGGGGGGGGGAGUAAGGAAAAAAGUGAAUUGAAGAUGACUAAUGAGAUAUCGUAUAGGGAAAAAGAAACGAUUUAUGAUUAUUAUUGAUAUUCUGACACUUCAAAAUAUUUUUCUAUCAUAAAAGAUCAUCCUAUUUUGCUACACUCUGCAAUUAAUAACAAAAUACUUAUGAAAUAUACAGUGCAAAACCAUCUCUGUGAGGUAAGAGCUCCACUUUCUUUAAUUCUUGAAGGGGAUUGAGGAAUUUACACAGCUCUUGGAAAUACUGUCAAAUAUUUUGAUUUGGAAACUUCAUUGUGCUAUAGCUUUCCACUUUCAGUAGACGAGCUCAGAAUAAGCCCAAAAUGCAUUAUCUCUGCUAUAGGUGGGAAAGAAGACUUGAUAGCUAUAGGGAAUUAUUCAAAAACUGUUUAUUUAUUCUCAAAGGAUUCAUGCAAAACUAUUGGAAUACUAGAAGGGCAUCAAGGAGGAAUCAUUCAAUGCGAAUUUAGAGACAAUUAUUUAUAUAUUGGUUGCAGAAAGCAAAAUAGCAUUGCUGCAUGAGAUUUGCGAAAUAUUUCAUAUCCAGUGAAUAUAUUGAAUUUUUAUAGGCAGCAUGAAUCCAAUCAAAGGAUUUUAUUUGAUCUGAAUGAAAAUGGUUUAGAGUUAGCAGUUGGAAAUGGAGAUGGAAGCAUCUAUAAAUACUCUACUGUAGAUGGGAGCUUAUUAAAUUAUUUUAUGGGACAUUUUGAUGCUAUAAAUUCUGUUCAAGUUUUUGGAAACAGAAUUGUGACUAGCUCUGGCCAAAGACAUUAUGAAGAAGUCGAAAACCCUUGGGGUAGCUUAAUUAGGGUAUGAAGUUAUGAAUAG